ACUCCGACUCCUGCCCAGAUGCACAUCGGCACCUUAAUUACUUCUUUAUCCUCAAUUGCUUGGCUUCUUAACUUGCGUGGCUCAGAUAUCCCUUUCAGUACUCUGUUCUACGCCUACCUGUUCAUUUCUCUUGAUAGGGUUGUCCUAUUCUUAUAUUCCGUCAAGCUUACCGACGAAGUGGAGGAUCACCUACGUGCCCUCAACAUCGAGCGGAAGGAAUAUAAUGACAUUUGGACCUUCCUCCGCCGACGAGAAUGGGGCAAGGGCAAAAUCCUUAUCUUUCCAGAGACCUCCUACGCGGUCUCCUCAAUGCUGACGCACUUCUGUUAUACCGUCGUGCCAUCCUUUAUUGAGAACAUCGAGACCAUCAAGAGUAAACCCCGAAUCACUUACGCGUCAGCGUAGGGUUAAUGAACUUGUUCCCCAGAGCUGUGUCAGCAGUAUGUCAUUCCAUCUGAAGUAGAGGAUGGUAUUCAAAGGGCUAUUCACGCUCACCUGGAAAAUGCCCCGCUUCGCCUACUCAACACCUCCACUGGGUGUUUAUGUGAUCGACAGGCACAGAUAAAUACCUUCAAGGGGAGCACAGAGUACAAGGAGCUUUUAUCUUCAUCGAUGAAGCAUUCGCGCCUCCGAACGGAGCUCAUCAAAGAUGCGGUGAUAAAGUACUUCCAGUGGGCCAUGCUAUCGCAUAGGUGGGAAAACAAGGAGCCGCUGCUGCAUGACAUCCAGGACAAGGUCGUGUACGAUUUGGAUCCAGUUGGAACUGUG
Suillus clintonianus is the source of this 768-nucleotide messenger RNA. RefSeq lists its product as uncharacterized. Lineage: Eukaryota; Fungi; Basidiomycota; Agaricomycetes; Boletales; Suillaceae. The record is from RefSeq and is a predicted model, not a curated record. The transcript has 2 exons. Bases 19 to 405 code for a protein of 128 amino acids.